Aspergillus niger is the source of this 891-nucleotide messenger RNA. RefSeq lists its product as hypothetical. The transcript has 3 exons. The coding region runs from base 1 to 891 and encodes 296 amino acids. The record is from RefSeq and is a predicted model, not a curated record. Lineage: Eukaryota; Fungi; Ascomycota; Eurotiomycetes; Eurotiales; Aspergillaceae.
AUGGACGCGCCUCAGGUUCACGUGGAUGCGCCGGAGAGCUCUGCGAACGUUGGAAAAGAAGGCGAAAGCACGCACCCUCUAAAAAUUACGAGCGACCGUGAUGUGGACGCAGUGAACGAAGGCCAAGCAGACCCCACUGAAGACAUCGAUCUGCCAGACGCUGGCGCAGCUGAGCCAGAAACGGCACCAGCACCGCCCAAGAAAAAUCCUGGCUUUCAAUUUCUAGACUUUCUAAAGUCACCUAUCGUUGAACUGAUUGUCGGAACCGGAGAGGGCAAAACUAGCUUGUCAGCACAUCAAAGUCUGCUUUUAGAGUCGCCUGUCCUUGCAGAAAAGGUCAAGGCUUUGGGUGAAUCGAGCUCUCGUUGCAUUGAGCUUCCCGAGGAGAAUGUGGAAGCCUUUGGUUAUUUCCUCCAAUUCCAGUAUACCCGCGAUUAUUCCGCCUCCCAGCUUGAAUCCCAUACCGAACAAGAAGCAGUAUCCGGUGGAAUAGAUGAUAGUGGGGAACAAUUGUUGAAGCAUGCGCGAGUAUACACCUUAGCCGACAAAUUGGGGAUCCCCGCGCUCAAGACACUAGCACACUCGAAGAUCCAUCGUAUAAACAGCACCUCGCAUGGCGAGAUUGCAUAUGCUCGCUAUGUCUACAUGAAUACUCCGGUCGACGAUGUUACUAUCCGAAAGCCAGUGGCUACGUUCUGGGCCCUGAGGAGCCACAUCCUGCGCCACGAAGCUGAAGACGAAUUCCGAAAACUCUGUCUUGAGGUUCCCCAAUUCAGCUUCGAUGUUCUUAGUCUUGUCCUCGAUCAGAAGGAGAAGCGUGCUCAGGACAAGGCAGAGUCAGAGUCAGCUGUGAAAGGAAGCGGACGGAAACGACUUCGGAGUGGGUUAUAG